AUGCCGAGUCAAUUCCCCGUUGUCAACUUGAAGCUCGCCCCGACGCUCCUCCUCGUCGAUCGGAUAUCGAUUUCCUCGAUUCUAUUCUCCUUCGUGGAUCGAAUACAUGACCUUAUUUCUCAACCUUGGUCACUAUUUCAUUCACCCCCCAAAGAAAAGGCUUCCCCACAAGGCAAUUCCUUAGAAUCUGAGGCCACCCAACACAAAAACAGCUCAAUCAGCAAAGAAGAAGUGAAAUUUGUGAUGGAAAAGCUUGAGUUUUUUUGCAGCGAUGAGGAAAUUGAUGAAUCGUGGCUUGGAGGUGAGGAAAUAGGUGCCAUUUUUUAUGAGAGUGAGCCAAGCUUGGAGGAGUUGAAGCAGACAUUUAAUGUGUUCGAUAAGAAUAGAGAUGGGUGUAUUGAUGCGGAUGAGCUGCAGUCCAUGCUGGGGUUGCUUGUACCUAAUCAAGGCGUGUUCAUCCAUGAUUGCCAUAGAAUGAUUGCAAGAUAUGAUCAUAACAAAGAUGGUAAAAUUGAUUUCAAUGAGUUCGUUAAGUUUAUGGAAAUUGCCUUGUCUUGA
Messenger RNA from Cucurbita pepo subsp. pepo (vegetable marrow), 558 nucleotides. Lineage: Eukaryota; Viridiplantae; Streptophyta; Magnoliopsida; Cucurbitales; Cucurbitaceae. The record is from RefSeq and is a predicted model, not a curated record.